GCUGCUUUAUACUCAUUCUGAAGCAAGCCUUUCUUUCUCUUCUUCUGUUGGGCGCAAAACAUUGAGCGUCAACCAUUUCGUUCGAAAAAGAAAUUCCUUGGAAAGAAGCGACGACGCGAAAUCGUUUCGCCAACUUCUCUGAUCUCGAGAAAGAUGAGCAAUGCCCUUUAACUGUUACGAGGAUAAGAUCGUCAACGUCCAAAACGAGGACAAGCCUAUUCCUGUUUUGUCUCGUCCUGAAAAUCUCUCUGUAGCAGUCUUCCUCGAUCGUCAAUAGGAGUAGAGCGUGUCGUUUUUUGGGGAGAAGAUUUGAUUUCUGUGGCGGAAUUGGUGGAUUUUUUAGGGCUUGGAUUGUUUUCGAGCAAUUUGGGGAUUUUGUUUGCGGAAUCGAAUGGCCGCUGCUGCGGCUUGUAGGCGGUGGGGACAAUUGGAAACCAAGCUGGGGAUAACCGGAUUUAGAGGGUUUGCUUCAACUUCAAUAUGCGAUCCGUUAUCGGCUUCUUUGGCUUCGGUUUUUCCAUAUAGGCAUCUGCAUUGUAGGCAAAUUUCUCAGCUUGUGCAAUCGAAUGGAAAGCGGUUGUUUCUCGUUGACACAUUAGCCCUAGUUAGGAAAUUAGAGGGACAAGGCGUGCCAUCAAACCAAGCCGAGGCUAUAACAGCUGCCAUAACCGAGGUUUUGAAUGACAGCUUGGAAAAUGUGUCUCAUUCAUUUGUUUCAAAGGGAGAGAUGCAGAAGAUUGAAAUGAUUCAAGAUUCCAAUCUGUCCAAAUUCCAAUCCGAAGUCCAAAGCUCACAGGGACACCAUUUUUCUUUGUUGCAACAUGAGACCGAAAAGCUUCGGAAUGAUAUAGAAAAGAUGCGAAGUGAAUUGAGGUAUGAAAUCGACAAAGUCACUGCUGGGCAGCGGUUGGAUUUGAAUCUUGAAAGGGGGAGGAUACGUGAUGAGCUAGCAAAUCAGAAUGCUGAAACUAAUAACCUCACAAAUAAACUUGAUCGGGAAAUCCACGCUUUAAGGGCCCAAUUGGAAGCAGCAAAAUAUGACGUGAUAAAAUACUGCAUAGGUACUCUUGUUUCCAUCUCUGCUGUUGGCCUUGCUGUACUCCGCAUCUUGAUGUAAACGUGUUGUAUUGUUUUGGAAAUUAAUGGGGACAACUCAAAAACGAGAAAAGAAUAGUCCAUUCUUUUGAAGAUGUUAUUUGUUUGAAAAGAAGGAAUAGAACUAGAGAAGCAAGAAAAAAUUGGACAAGUGUUAGUGGGGCUCAAGAAAGCAUUUCCCAUAUAGCUGUACUGACUUCUUUUCUUGGCCAAUUCUUUUGGUGUUCUUCCAUGAAAUUAUUUGCUUAACUUGUUUGUGCCAGAAGCAAUAACUUGAUGGAAAAUUUUGAUUUGUGGAAUUAUUUGCAUAUUCAAGAAAAAACCACCAGGUCUAAUAGGCUUGGUGAUUGUUAGCUUAGCACAACAUGAUUUAGGCUACUAAGAUUGAGAUGAGAGUUGCAGAGAAUCCUUAGUCGGUUAAGGUCCAGCUAUUUGUUUCAUGUAAUAUAGUGCAUGUAGUUUGAAAUAAUUGAAACAGCUAAUAUAACAAGGGGAAGUGCUUGUUUUUGAAUUUGCAUGUUUAUUUGCUGCUGAUCAUUAGUGGCAUUCGA
This is a messenger RNA of Alnus glutinosa, 1646 nucleotides long. Its product is annotated as protein FMP32, mitochondrial. Bases 392 to 1117 code for a protein of 241 amino acids. Gene Ontology annotation, cellular component: mitochondrion. The record is from RefSeq and is a predicted model, not a curated record. The transcript has 8 exons. NCBI's taxonomy places the organism in Eukaryota, Viridiplantae, Streptophyta, Magnoliopsida, Fagales, Betulaceae.